Messenger RNA from Ascoidea rubescens DSM 1968, 1834 nucleotides. RefSeq names its product DUF1776-domain-containing protein. NCBI's taxonomy places the organism in Eukaryota, Fungi, Ascomycota, Saccharomycetes, Ascoideales, Ascoideaceae. The record is from RefSeq and is a predicted model, not a curated record. The transcript has a single exon. Bases 32 to 1732 code for a protein of 566 amino acids.
AUUUGGCUGUUUUGCCUUAGUGUUGUUUAAUAUGGUUGAUCCUUUUGAAAUGACUCUUGAUGCUUUAUACAACUUCAAGCAAAACGCUUCUUAUCACAUACAGGACUCUAUUGACAAUAUCAAAACCAAUCCCUUAUUUAUCGAAACAGUUGAUAAUAUCACCACUCUUAAUCACAAAAUCAUCGAUAAUAAAAACAAGAUAUUGUCUUCUAUUGGUAUUCAGAGCUAUCAAAAUGCUGGUUUGACUGAAAAUUCAGAUUUCUACCUGACUGUGGAUAACACUCAAUCUUCAAAUAAUCAAUAUUUUUUCAAAAACAUUUCCCAGUUAAAAUCUUUUAUCCAAAAUAACAAGUUCUUAUCUUUAAUUUUUUUUGGAACUGCAGCUUUUUCUUUAACAUUAUUUUACAACCGUUUUCUUUAUCCUAAAAUUCUGUCCGAUCUACCCUCUGUUUCAUCUAAUUCAAUUAUCACCAGAAAAGCAAAUAAGUUGGAUAAUGGAAUUAGAACCGAUGUAAUUAUAAUAAUCGGUUCUCCUGUUGAGUCAUUGAUAAGAAUGAUAGCGAGAGACUUAGAAAAAAGAGGUUUUGUUAUAUAUAUAACAGCAAUUAACGAUAAUGAGUUGAAUUAUAUCAAAAAUGAAAAUUCUACUGAUAUAAGACCUUUAAAAAUUGGAAAUUUAUCAAGCUUAGAGGAUUUAAAACUUUCUUUAUCAAAAUUUAAUAGUUUUAUUAAUUCGUUUCAAUCCCAAUCUCAUUCAAUCAAUAAAAAUAACAAUAGCAAUAACAACAACAACACUAAUAAUAAUAGUAAUAGUUUUUUUCUAUAUAAAAUUAUGGGGGUUUUGGUCAUUCCAGAUCUAUAUUAUUCAAUUGGACCUAUUGAAAACUCCUCUUUAAAAAAUUGGAAUAACCAAAUUAAUACUAAAUUAUUAAUGCCUCUAACUUUAUUAUCAAACGGGUUUUUAAAUAUUUUACGAAACAAUUAUAAUAUAAUUAACGAUUCAAUCAAAAAAGCAAAUAACUCAUCAUCUCUAUUUCUAUCUCCUUCUUAUUAUUCAAAAUCUAAAGUCAUUCUUUUAACCCCAUCAAUUAUUUCCUCCAUUAAUUUACCAUUUCAUUCCUUGGAGUCAAUCUGUCUUAAUUCUUUGAAGAUUUUGAUUUUGAGCUUAUCAAGAGAAUUAUCAAAUUCUUAUAAAAAUAACAUUCAAUUUAUAAAUUUAAAUCUUGGUUCUUUUGAUAUAUCUUCAAAUUCAAAUUCUUCUAUUAAUAUUAAUUCAAAAUUCAUAAAUAAUAGAGUUAAUGCUGAACUAUUAUCUUGGAAUAGUAAUAACAUCAAUAACAAUAACAUUGAUUCAGACGAGAUUGAUAAUUUUAAAAAAAGGUAUAUUACUAAUUUUAAAAAAAUUUCUAAAAAAAUUGUUCCAAUAAACUUUUUUAUUAAAAAAAACACAUCCUUAAGAUUUUUACAUUAUAAAUUAUUUGAUUUGUUAUAUAAUGAUAUUGACGGAUCUAUCACAGACCAUAUAAUCAACUCAAUAAAAACAAAUUCAAAAGAUAAAACAAUUUAUAAAAAAAAAAUGAAGUUGAACUAUAAAUCUGAUGUUCAAACUUAUUAUUCUGGAAAAGGUGCACGAAUUUAUGUAUACCUUGGCAAUAUUUUUCCAAAUUCAUUGAUUAGUUGGUUUUUGGGGUUUUAUUCCAUUAAAAAUUAUAUUUAUUCAUUGAUAUUUUAAACUGAUAUAUUUAUUAAUUUUUUUUUCAAUUUUCACUUUCACAUACUUAUUUUACUUAUUUUACUUAUUUUACUAAUUUUAAUGAUUUAUCGAAAUAAAAAG